Arachis stenosperma is the source of this 2163-nucleotide messenger RNA. RefSeq lists its product as uncharacterized. The transcript is spliced from 2 exons. Bases 1 to 2163 code for a protein of 720 amino acids. Lineage: Eukaryota; Viridiplantae; Streptophyta; Magnoliopsida; Fabales; Fabaceae. The record is from RefSeq and is a predicted model, not a curated record.
AUGAAUGAAGAUUUUGCAAAAGAAUCAUGCAAUAUUAGACAAGGCUUGUCAAGUGAUGGGUUCAACCCAUUUCGUAGCAUGAAUAUUUCAUGGAGCACGUGGCCCGUAAUGUUGAUGGUAUACAACUUGCCUCCGUGGAUGUGCAUGAAACCUGAAUAUUGUAUGCUUUCUUUGCUUAUUCCUGGGCCACAAUCACCUAGCAAAGAUAUUGACGUGUAUCUACAACCAUUGAUGGAAGACUUGAAGUUGUUGUGGGAAAUAGGGGUGGAAACUUAUGAUGCAUCAAAGAAUGAGACCUUUCAAAUGCGGGCAGCUCUUUUGUUGACAAUUAAUGAUUUUCCUGCGUAUGCUAUGUUGUCUGGGUGGAGUACAAAGGGAAAAUUGGCUUGCCCUUGUUGCAACAAAAAUACCUCUUCUCUACAACUAAAACAUAGUCGGAAGACAGUUUAUAUGGACCAUCGUGUCUUUUUACCCAUGGAUCAUCCAUGGAGAACCAAUACAAGGUCUUUUAAUGGGAAGCAAGAAUUAAGAUCCCCUCCACCUGUUAUAGAAGGAACGGAAAUUUUUGAGAUGCUACAAAAUGUUGAGAAUGUUUUCGGGAAGAAGCAAAGUACAUCUAAUAGUUUCCCAUGGAAUUGGAAAAAAAGAUCAAUUUUCUUUGAAUUGCCUUACUGGCACAAGAACCUGCUGCGUCAUAACUUAGAUGUCAUGCACAUAGAGAAGAACAUACUUGACAGUAUAAUUGGAACUCUUUUGGAUAUCCCAGGCAAGACAAAGGAUCAUCUGAAUGCUCGAUAUGACUUAAAAGAUUUGGGGAUCUGGAAAAAUCUUCAACCAAAGGAGGUGAAUAAUGGCAAGAGAACAAAGUUGGCAAAGGCAUGCUUUUCUAUGACUGCUGCAGAGAAGUCAAUUUUUUGUGGGGUUUUGAAAACAACAAAGCUACCUGAUGGUAGUGCUUCGAAUAUAUCACGGUGUGUACAUCUAGCAGAAAGAAAAAUUUCUGGGUAUAAGACCCACGAUGCUCAUUUUUUGCUACACUACUUACUACCAAUACCAAUUAAAAGCAUCCUUCCUGAUCACGUGGCCAUUCCGUUGAUUCGACUAAGUUCCUUUUUUCGUCGCAUAUGCAAAAAGUUAAUCACACUGGAAGAGAUAGAUCGACUGGAGUUAGAGAUUGUGGAAACAUUAUGCCACCUUGAGAGGAUCUUUCCCCCUAGUUUUUUUGACAUAAUGGUUCAUCUUCCUAUUCAUUUAGCAAAUGAGGUUAGAUUGGGUGGUCCGGUGCAGUUUCAUUGGAUGUAUCCUCCUGAAAGGUACAUGUGUACAUUAAAGUCGUAUGUACGCAACAAAAGUCGCCCCGAAGGUUCUAUUGCAGAGUCAUAUCUGGCUGAAGAGUGCUUAACUUUCUGCUCAAGAUACUUGCAUGGAGGUGUGCGAACAAGACUUAAUAAGCAACCUCGGAAUGAUGAUGAUCCUAAUGACGAUGAAGUUUUGCCUUCAAAGUUGUUUUCUAACAAAGGUCGUUCGUUAGGCGUGGGAAAUGGAGAACCAAUUAAUCUCGAUGACAUAUCAAGUGCUCAAGCCCAUGUAUAUGUAUUAUACAAUUGUGAAGAAGUCGCAGAUUAUGUUAGAGAGCAUGAGGAUGAGGUUAACAAUCAGCGGGGAACAAAAUGGAGAAAAGCAAAAGUGCACAGUAGAACCUUCUCGCAGUGGUUUGAAACUCGGGCGAGGGAUCCAGAUGUGCCUGUUUGGCUAAAAGAAUUAUCUCGAGGUCCAAGCUCUGUUGCAAGAAGAUUUUCUGGAUAUAUAAUUAAUGGAUAUAGGUUUCACACUGUGGAGCGUGAGGCAAGGAGAAAAACACAAAAUAGUGGUGUCACAUUAACUGCUUUAACUUCAAGCUUUGCAAGUGCUAAAGAUAAAAGUCCAAUUCAAGACACUGUAGCUUAUUAUGGCAGGUUAUUUGAGAUAGUAGAGUUAGAUUAUUUUGGGCGUUUUAAGGUUGUAUUGUUUCAGUGUGAGUGGUAUGAUGCUGAGAGAGACAAGUAUGGUCUUACAUUUGUUCAGUUCAAUAAGAAAUGCUACCAGAAUGAACCUUUCAUACUAGCAUCUCAAGCACAUCAGUGUUUUUAUGUGCAAGAUCCAUAUGAACAUAACAAAAAUUAA